CCCCCUGUCAUAUGACUGCUGCCUACUUCCUGGUCCGACGCCGCUGUUCUCAAGCAGUUGUCAGCUCUUUCCACAAUAGAUCUCUUCUAACCGACGACCAGCCAUGUCCCCUUAUGCUGUCUUUGUGUUAUUUCUUGCCAUCGGCCUUGCUGAUCCCACUUCCCUCAUGGAUGAUCCUGACAUGGAUGAUGCCACUACUACUUUGCUCACCACUGCUAUAGAUGAAACUACAAUUACCACGACUACUACAGCUGAAACGACUACCACAACCGAGGUGACUACAACCACCCCGGCACCAACUACCACAACCGCCACUGAGGCUCCAACUACCACGACCACCACUGAGGCUCCAACUACCACGACCACCACCACCACCGAGGCUCCAACUACCACCACCACCACCACCGAGGCUCCAACUACCACCACCGCCACCACCACCACCGCGGCUCCAACUACCACGACUGGUUCUCCAAACACAACUACCACAAAUACCACUUCUGCUGUCCCUACUACCACCACCACCCCUGCCCCAACUCUUCCUAGUCCCACCACUCAUCUUUAUCAAGUCAAAAAAGACAAUGUCACCUGUCUGAUGGUCAAGUUUGGUCUUCGUUAUGGUUAUCAAGGAGUUAAAUAUGAGGAGAUGAACUUUGAAUCAAACCAAACUAAUGUCACUGGGUCUUGUGGAGAGGACAGCAGUGAGCUGUUGAUAGAAGCAGACACAGUGACUUUCAAGUUAACCUUCCUGAAUGACACAAAGAAGUUCAGCCUCCAUGGUCUAAAUGCCACUGGAAAGACAAGCUCUGGCGUGGCAUUCACAGAAUCUAACAGCAACUUGACCCUCUGGCAAGCAUCUCUUGGCAACUCCUACAUGUGCAACAAGGAGCAGAAUUAUACUAUCACCAAACAGCUGACAAUCUUCACCUUUGAACUCCAAGUGCAGCCUUUUGGAGUCAAAAAGGAGUCUUUUAGUACGGCCCAGGAGUGUUCUUUGGAUGACACCAGCAUCUUAAUCCCAAUCGUUGUUGGCGCAGCCCUGGCUGGCUUGAUUCUCAUUGUAGUGAUUGCUUAUGUGAUUGGCCGAAGAAAAACUUAUGUUGGAUAUCAGACUCUUUAAUUCCAAUUGUAAUCAGUCAGUGUCAGGGUUUCCAAGCAUGGUCCUUCUCCUUUCAAAAAUUAAUAAUGCAUAUAUUAUCAAUGAAAUCAAACAAAGAAAAGCUUUUGUUGGCAGUUUGUCAAAUCAAAAACGAGAACAACAGAUUGCUAAAGUAUGAAUGGUCUUGGAUUAUUAAAAAAAAAAAAAAAAAAUAGCCCUGUAUUUGCUGCCGGGCACUUUGUUUAAAUUCUCAAGGACCAAUCUUGUCUACCCAGUGUUUGUCCUCAUUUCUGUCUUGUGGUUUUUUUUUUUGUUUUUUUUUUUUUAUUGUUUUUGUUUUUUUUUUUCCUUUAAUGUGUGAUCUCUUUUUCAUGAAUAAUAUGGCUUAAAAUUUUCUCCUAGUAUACUGUCCCACAAUGAAUCGUUACCCCUUGUUUUAUGUUAAUAUUACACAUAAGCAUUUUCUGCUCCAAUUCUCUUAACAAACGCCAUUCUCAAAGGCCCGUUUCACUUCUGUGUUAUUAGAAAGUUGUGAUGGCCUAUUCCAUAUGGUGAGAGGAGAUGAUCCAAUGUUUUCUCCUGCUGAGCAGGUGGAAACAUGGCAUUUGUACAGCUUUAUUGUAUACAUGGGAAAUUUAGCAAUUAACCUUGUGCUAACAAAUGUACAAGGUGGAAUUAAAUAGAGGCCACCAAGCAACUGGUUUUACCUGAUCGUUGUGCCCCACCAAAAGUACAAGUUAAAUGUCAGUUAAAAGGUUUCUCACACUUGCACAAGCUGAAUCAUUCAGGUCAGCUGUUUUAUUUGCUAGCUUAGUACUUUUGGCAUUGUAGGUAUUGAAAAGGGAUUGCUUAUUGUGUGGAUAAUCACUUUUCAGCUUAUUUGAGAAGUAAUUCUGUUGCACUAAGUUUGUUUAUUGCAGUAAAUAUAUGCCAUCAUGUUUUUUUCUUUUUGUGUGAGGGAGGGCCACUUUGUGCUCUAAAUCUUGUAGCUUCACUUCAACCUGCUUAAAAGACCAAGCCUAAAUAUUGGAAUGUUGGAUAUUAAGAAAAAUAUGCCAUGUUUGAUUAAUAAGAAUAAAAAUGGCUUAAUAUUCCCUAAAAUAUAAUAUCUGGUAAUUUGGCAAGCAAUUUGUUGCAGAGUUCAGAAUAGUCAGGGUAAAGUGCAGCCUCCAAAGAACUGUUUUCUUAAGAUAGUAAGACAAUGCACCACGUGACAGCUGGCGUGUACUAGAGCUCGGAGUUUGGAUGUGUACUUGUGAACAAAUGGAAUUGUAUGCCUUUUAAUGUUGCGUAAUAUAUUGAGUGGAGCCUGUUGUGUGUGUAUAGUUACUCUCUGAAAAGAUGAUUUUGUUGUAUGCUGACUCUGCCUUAAUUUCACUUGAUGGUUUUGCAGCACUAAGAGACUUUUGUAAGUCAUAAACCAAACCAUCAUACAUUUAAUUUCUUGUAGCUCUUUUAGAUCUUACCUAUUUCUUAUAUUGAAAUGUCUUGAAGCUGUGUUUUUUGAAAAAAAAAAAAUGUAAAGGGAAUUGUGCAGCAAGAUGAUCUUAAAGAAUAAUGUCAGGAUGGCUGAUUUAAUCUCCACUCUUAAUACAAUAAACUGGAUUGAAAAUGAAAA
Periophthalmus magnuspinnatus is the source of this 2714-nucleotide messenger RNA. It is a transcript of the gene lamp2, whose product is annotated as lysosomal-associated membrane protein 2. The transcript has 6 exons. Gene Ontology annotation, cellular component: autophagosome membrane. Gene Ontology annotation, biological process: protein targeting to lysosome involved in chaperone-mediated autophagy; cellular response to starvation; autophagosome maturation. Lineage: Eukaryota; Metazoa; Chordata; Actinopteri; Gobiiformes; Gobiidae. The coding region runs from base 104 to 1117 and encodes 337 amino acids. The record is from RefSeq and is a predicted model, not a curated record.